AUGCAAAUAUUUUUGAAACAUCUAGUAAAAGAACUUACACAACUUGAACGAAUUGGUCUUCAAUACACACCCAUUUCUUCAUCUAACUGUGUUGAUCAAACUAUUCGUGUAUUUGUCAUAGUAGCUACGUGUGAUAGGCCAGCCACAUCGUUAAUUAUUAAUCAUACAGAAGCUGGUGGUUACUAUGGCUGCAUUCAUUGUGAGAACAUAAAGAUUGGUGGUGAUAAUGCUCGAGUAUUCGUGCAGAAUGAUAAUGAUGAUUUUGAAUUACGAUCGAAUGAUACAUAUGAUGAAGCUGUUGCACUAUUACAACGAUCAUCAAGCGAGGAAAGACGUAAUUCUAUCACAUCCAUUAAUGACGGAUUAGACGGAUUGCGUGGUCCGUGCGAAUUACGCACAUUAAAAUAUUUUGACGUUUAUCAAUCUAUUUUAUCAGAUACUCUUCAUACACUUUAUGAAGGUGUAAUGAAACAGCAAGCAAAGCCUGUUAUUCACGCAUUAAAUCAUUUUGCAGAUAGUAUUAGAAAUUAUGGACCAGCUUUUCGAUAUUCCACUUUUGAAUUUGAAGCUACAAUUGGUACACUCACUCGAUUAAUUCACAGUGGAAAUAGUCCAACAAUUGAAUUGCUAAGAAACUUGGAUCUCUUACAGCAAACGUGGCUAGCCACAUCUGAUUCAUCUUUACCAUCUGAACUGAAAAUAUUUGAUUAUCAAAUUAAUGCUAGUACGAGAUAUGCAAUUCCUUCAAGAUUGUCGCACCUAAAUCAACAUAUUACUCGAUUUCACAAAAAGGUUCAUCUAGGUUCACUAGCUCCUGAUGUUAAAAAAUUUGUGACUAAAUAUACAGGUGGACAAUCAUACAAUCUAUAUAAAACAGUAUUUGUUGAACAACAACGAUUCACAUCUGAUCGUAUUGAUAUUUUUCGAAGGACACAUGAUGGGUGUUUAAUGUACAAUAGAAAGAAUAUACCAGCAAUUGGUUUUUUGGAAACAAUUAUUUCUUUUGAUAAUGGUAAUGAACCAGUUCUUGUUAUUCGACCAGUCAGUUUACUUGCAACAGCAGACACCAUGUCAAUAAAUCAUCGAAUAUAUAAAUGUACUAACGUAUUAUAUGGAACAUAUCAUGGAACAACAUUAGAAGUUACUAGUUUAGAUUGUAUUAUUCAAAAGCUUGCUUUUCGACGUGGAAUUAAUGUCAAAUUUCCUCCUAUUCCUAAUUCUAUGUUUUUUUUUCAGUAUCCCAAUCGAAGUGGAAGUACUUAG
This is a messenger RNA of Rotaria sp. Silwood1, 1263 nucleotides long. The record is from the annotation of a GenBank genome assembly. Lineage: Eukaryota; Metazoa; Rotifera; Eurotatoria; Philodinida; Philodinidae.